AUGCGCCGGGGGUGUCGGCCACCUCCAUUCGCAGCUUCAGCUAGCCGGACACUUGGGCCGAAUACGCCCUCGCGCAGGUUGGCGCCCAACGUGGGGCCUGAGAGUGGACCUCUGGACAUCGGACCACUGACCGGACCCCGCGGAGUGGAACUUACAGUUUCUUUUGGCCGUCAACCUACCUCGGGUGGUAGCAGACCCCGUUUUAGGGGUAGCGCUCCCCGAGGAUUGGAGUCCCAACCCUCCGCACCGCCUGAGGAGGACUCCAGGAACGAAAGCCCCCUCGCCCGAUUUUUGGUUGCCGCUGCGACGAGAUUGUUCCCCAACGUCUCCCCAGAAGUUGUAAAGCAGCCACGUUUUUGGACAGCCGUUGUGGCCAAAUUAAAUGAGGUAGUGAAGUCUGGGGAGACGAAUCUGGCUAACGUGGCGUACUGGGCGGGUGUUGUGCUUGCCACUCUCCGCCCAUCCCCAGUUGUUAGACCUAAAGUUCGGUUCAUUGAAGAGUUGGAAGAUGGCUCCCAGGGUGCCCAAAAUGGCGCCGGCCACAUGGCCGUUCCCGCCAGGGCCCCUUCUCUUCCCCAGAAUCCCUUUCUCCCGAAUCCCAACCCCUUUCUCCCUCCUGACCCAACCCCUUCAUCGGUUACCCCUCCCUCGUACCCCUCCUUGGUCCCGCCUACCGCUCCUCCUUCAAUCCUGCCCGUAGCUCCACCCUCGGUCCAGCCUCCCAUUGACCCCGCCUCUGCUCCUCCCUCGUACUCAGCUCCUCCCUCGACUCCGCCCGUUUCUCCGCCUCCUGUACCGCCUCCGGUACAGCCCUCCACUGACCCAGCCCAUGUUCCUCCCCCUCAGUCGGCACUCCCUCCGGCUCCUCCCCCAGUUCAGCCCCCCGUGGAUCCCUCUCCUGUUACUUCGGCUCCUCCUUCGGCUCCUCCCCCGGUUCAGCCCCCCGUGGAUCCCUCUCCUGUUACUCCUUCCUAUUCGGCUCCGCCCCCAAGCUCCACCCAGGGGGCGGAGAGGGGUGGUGUGUCGUGCCCACCCCCUCGCCCUGCCUCGCUACCAGGCCCCGCCUCGACCUCUUCCACUUCCGGUUCCCACGCCUCCCCUUCCGGUUCCCACGCUUUGUGUUCCGGGGGGGGGGGAGUGGAUGACCGGAGGCCGGGGCCGGUGCCCUUGUUGGAAGCCGCCCCGGUUUCUUACACCCUGACUGGAGAGGGGAGUUCUCUGGCGCAGUGGGUGCCUUUAGCACCGGCCCGGAUCAAGGAACUGUGCAAGGCGCAGAAGGACUACUCCCGGGAGUCUGAAUACUUCCGGGGGUUGCUCCGUAAUGCCCUUGCGCAGGGAGAUCUGGUGCCCGCUGACCUGAGGGCUCUUUUCUCCAGUCUAACCGGCCCUAUGGAGUUUUGCAUUUGGGUGAAGGAGUGGAAGAGGGAGAUUGUGGAGGCUCUCCCAGAUCUUUGGGGGAGUCCUGCCACUUCUCACGAUGCGGACGGCCUGUUGGUGCAGGAGGAACAGCUGUUGGGCGAGGGACAGUGGGCAAAUGGGGCAGCCCAGGCUCGGGCUCUCUUUUCUCAACACCUGACGGUAUCGGCUCAGGCUGCGGAGAGAGCCUUUUUCAAACUGGCAACCGUCACCUCCCAAUGGGAGGAGGACGAGGUGCGGCAGGGCGCGCAAGAGCCCUACUUAGCCUUCAUCGAACGCCUCUACCGUUUCGUAGAGGCACAGGUGUCUGGGGACCGGGAGAGAGAGUCCAUGUUAAGAAAGAUGGCAUAUUAUAAUGCCAAUGCCGAAUGCCGGAAGGCUAUUCGGACUCUCCCCCGAACUCCCCGGCCCACGGUGGAGGCAAUGAUGGAGGCGGUAGUGGCUCAUGUUCCACUCCCUGUGCGCCCGCGCCGUAACUCCGUAGCCUUUGCCGACGUCCCCGAGCCCGAGCCAUUCGAUCUUGAGGCUGCCCCCGCUGCUGGGCCACCGACACCAGGGCCCAGCAGAAGAACAUCAGACACCCACCCCUGCCACUUAUGUGGUGAGAUUGGGCACUGGAUGCCCCAGUGUCCAAUGAGACUGGACUAUUUAAACUAUAGGAAGCAGAGGGAGAGGGAGAAAAAGUGGACUGUCAUCGGUGACACUAAGCACACGCCGCGAGACGUGCAUAUCAUCCCCGGUCUGGUCACUACCGACCGGGACCGUUUCGCGGUAGGGCUGUACUGUGUCCGACCCCCACUUCUCCUUCCCAAGGGACAGGUUAUCGCCCAGGCCAUUCCCGUGCCCGAUCAAGACCACUGGAGCAGCGGAGCGGAGAAGACCUCGCCUCCGUCGGUGGCCUGGGCGCAGCUCGUGGGGAGGGAGAAGCCCCGCCUGACAUGCCAGCUUUCGUUGGGCGGGGAUCGAAAGGUCAUCAGGGGUCUUUUGGACACGGGUGCAGAUGUGACGAUCAUUCCCUCUCGGGAGUGGCCGUCGCAUUGGGACUUGCAAAGCGCAGCGGGCACGAUUUCUGGUGUCGGGGGUUUACAAUUGGCCAAACAAUCGAAGAGCGUUGUCCAAAUUAAGGGGCCCGACGGGCAAUUGGCUUCAGUGCGCCCGUUCGUUUUAGAUUACAGCGAGCCUCUCUGGGGGAGAGAUCUGCUAGCCCAGUGGGGAGCCAGAAUUGACCUGCCAAAGGCUCCCCAGGUUUUUCGGGCAGUGGCCACUGAUGAGCGCCGGACUUGGAAGCUGGAUUGGCUUUCUGAUAGACCAGUACAAGUCCAACAGUGGCCACUUAACAAACAGAAAUUGAAGGCGCUCAACGAGCUCGUGCAGGAGCAGCUACUUAAGGGCAACAUCGAGGAGUCCAUGUCUCCAUGGAACUCCCCUGUUUUUGUCAUCAAGAAGCCCAAUAAAGAUAAGUGGCGGCUCCUGACCGACCUCCGCCAAAUUAACGAUUUAAUUGUCGACAUGGGAUCUCUCCAACCAGGGAUGCCCUCCCCAGCAAUGCUCCCCCAAAAUUGGAAUUUGGCAGUAAUUGACAUAAAAGACUGUUUCUUCCAAAUUCCCCUUCACCCGGACGAUGCUCCGCGCUUUGCUUUCACGGUUCCGUCUAUCAACCGUGAGUCCCCGGCCAAGCGCUAUCAUUGGCGGGUAUUACCGCAGGGCAUGAAGAACAGCCCUGUGAUCUGUCAAUGGUAUGUCGCUUCGCUGCUGUCACCUUUACGUACAGCCCUCGGGGAUGCCGUCAUCAUUUAUCACUAUAUGGACGACAUCCUCGUGUGUGCGGCCGACCACAGUCUACUUGCCCAUGCGCUUGACCUGACAACCAAUGCGUUGGUUGCUGCAGGGUUUGAGCUCCAGCAGGAUAAGAUUCAGCGGAUGCCACCUUGGAAGUACCUGGGCCUCCAAAUCACAAAGCGGACCAUUGUUCCGCAAAAAUUGGCUAUUCGGACAAAAGUCCAGACCCUAGCAGAUGUCCAUCAACUGUGUGGGUCUUUGAAUUGGGUGAGACCCUGGCUGGGCAUUCCUACCGAAGACCUAGCCCCCCUUUUCAAUUUGUUGAAAGGGGGAGAGGGGCUUAGUUCCCCUAGGACUCUCACCCCAGAGGCAGAGGUGGCUCUGGAGAAGGUGCAAAAAAUUAUUUCGGCCAGGCAGGCCCAUCGAUACCAUCCGGGCCUGCCAUUCAAAUUUAUUAUACUGGGAAAACUGCCACACCUCCAUGGCAUGAUCCAUCAGUGGGACCAAGACCUGAAGGACCAGGGUCUGGGUGACCCCCUCUUGAUCAUAGAGUGGGUGUUCCUCAGCCACCAUAGGUCCAAAAGGAUGACACGGCCACAAGAGCUGGUAGCCGAACUGAUCCUCAAGGCAAGAUCGAGGAUCAGGGAGCUGGCAGGAUGUGACUUUGCAUGCAUUCACAUUCCAAUUAAAUUGGAAGCGGGCCAGUUAAAAUUAAAGACCUUUGAAGAACUGUUGCAGACCAAUGAAUAUCUACAGUUUGCGUUAGACAGCUACACUGGGCGAGUCGCAGUUGAUCGGCCGGCCCACAAAUUAUUUAAUUCGGAAUUCAAAUUAUCUCUAACUAAGGUCCAAAGUAGGGAACCACUGGAUGCCGUGACUGUAUUUACUGACGCGUCUGGAGCAUCCCACAAGUCGGUUAUGACUUGGAGGGAUCCUCAGACUCAGCAGUGGGAGACCGAUGUUGUUACUGUGGAGGGUUCUCCACAGGUUGCUGAGUUAGAUGCUGUCGUCAGGGCCUUCCAGAGAUUUCCUGGACCUUUCAAUCUGGUGACAGAUUCUGCGUACGUCGCCGGUGUAGUGUCUCGAGCGGAGCAGGCAGUUCUUCAAGAGGUCACCAACAAAAGGUUGUUCGAAUUAUUAAACAGGCUCGUCGAGUUGGUCUCCCACCGCGAGCACCCAUUUUAUGUGAUGCAUGUGAGGUCACACACUGACCUGCCCGGGUUCAUCGCGGAGGGCAACCGCCGUGCCGACUCUUUGGCCGCGGCUGCCGUUACGCAGGGCCCGCUCCCAGAUGUGUUCGGCCAGGCUAAGAUCAGCCACCAGCUCUUUCACCAAAAUGCGCCCGGCCUGGUUCGGCAGUUCAAUCUGACACAGGACCAGGCCAAGGCGAUUGUGGCCACAUGUCCCCAAUGCCAGCAACAUCAGAUGCCCACCGUGGUCUCGGGAGCUAAUCCCCGAGGCCUGGCGAGCUGCGAGGUGUGGCAGACGGACGUAACACAUGUUCCAUCUUUUGGCCGGCUGUGUUACGUCCACGUCUCGGUAGACACCUUCUCCGGUGCCAUCUACGCUUCUGCCCACACAGGGGAAAAGGCAGCGGAUGUUCAGAAGCAUCUGCUUCAGGCAUUCGCUGUCUUGGGCGUCCCUAGGGCCCUAAAAACUGAUAAUGGCCCUGCGUAUGUUUCCAAGGAGCUGCGGAGCUUCCUGCAGCAAUGGGGAAUAGUCCAUAAGACCGGCAUCCCCUAUUCCCCGACAGGCCAAGCCAUGGUGGAGAGGGCCCACCAGAGCCUUAAGAAGACCCUGUCCCGCCAACAACCGGCGAUGAAGGUGGAGACCCCCCACGUCCGGCUGUCGAGAGCUUUGUAUACCCUCAACUUCCUAAAUUGCUCUUUCGACAGCCAAAAUCCUCCAGUGGUCCGGCACUUCGGCAGCCACCAGCAGCUGCAGCCUAAAGUCAGGCCUCCGGUUCUGGUUAAGGAUCCGGAGACCUGGCGGACGGAGGGCCCCUUCGACUUGGUGACCUGGGGGAGGGGAUACGCUUGCGUGUCUACCCCCUCAGGUCCCAAGUGGGUUCCAUCUAAGUGGGUAAGGCCCUUCGUCCCGAAGCAGGGGACAAAAGCAGGGACUGUGCCACAAGUCCGGCAGGCGUGUUGGCGGCGGCGGAGGAGGCAAGACCAUCCACUACCAUCUGCUCCUCCAGACCUUCCCUCCGUGGAGGAAGAGCCUUCCCCUCCAGCCUCUCCUCCACCAAUGGACCUCCUCCUUCAUGUUUCCUCUUGUUCUCCCCCACUCCCGGAUAUGUCACCCUGCAUGUUUUAUUUAAGUUGGCUUUUCGGGGAGGAACCAUUCCUAUGAGUUCGAUGUACUUUUACUGUUUUGUAUCAUUUCAGUUACAUCUCCCCAAUGGCCCCCGCUGCAACACCGCUGGCCCCAAACCCCGGA
This is a messenger RNA of Melospiza melodia melodia, 5634 nucleotides long. RefSeq lists its product as uncharacterized. Lineage: Eukaryota; Metazoa; Chordata; Aves; Passeriformes; Passerellidae. The record is from RefSeq and is a predicted model, not a curated record. Gene Ontology annotation, biological process: DNA integration; viral process; RNA-templated DNA biosynthetic process. The coding region runs from base 1 to 5547 and encodes 1848 amino acids. The transcript is spliced from 4 exons. Gene Ontology annotation, molecular function: RNA-directed DNA polymerase activity; RNA stem-loop binding; zinc ion binding.